Molecule: messenger RNA, 3005 nt
Organism: Mangifera indica (mango)
Lineage: Eukaryota; Viridiplantae; Streptophyta; Magnoliopsida; Sapindales; Anacardiaceae
Product: proline-rich receptor-like protein kinase PERK8
Exons: 9
Coding region: 464-2641 (725 amino acids)
Biological process (GO): protein phosphorylation
Molecular function (GO): protein kinase activity; ATP binding
Source: RefSeq, a predicted model, not a curated record
CUUUUUCCACGAAAAAAAUUGCCUUUUCAAUCUCCCCAUUACCAAAUAAUUUAAAAUAAAAUUAAAAAAACUAAAACUUGCAUUCCCCCAAUUCAAAUAAUUUUUCCAAUCUGUAAGACAACCGCAUUGCUAACCUUUGCUUUGGUUUUCAGCUUCUGGGUUGUGCUGCAUUUUCCCUUUGGCGUCAAGUUUUUGUCUUGGUGGCUGUUGAAGACCAGGUUUCUUUGAAGGUUGAUAGUCAGUGUUCAGGAGUUGGUCGAUUAGCCUGGAGUGACAUUUUGAAGCAGUGUUUUUAGGGUUCUUGAUUGUAGAUUCUUGGAGAAUUUUGGCAUUUCUGGUGAAUUUUUCUGUAGAUUUAUGAAUAGUUGUCUAAUUUUGAGAUAGGAUUGGGUAUUUUCUUGAGUAGAUAUGGAUGUGUAGCUACACUGUACAUUUUCUUUGAAAUAUUAAGUCACAGAAAAAAAUGAGUUCAGUUUCGCCAUCUUCGACAGCAGCAUCACCCGAUUCACCAACAACCACUUCACCACCACCUACAACAUCAAAAACUAACCAGACCACUGACUCCCCACCGCCUUCAACGCCUGCAACUCCUUCUACCCCUUCAGCACCACCCCCUCUAUCCCCUCCUCCAGCUGUCCCUGCUGCCCCUCCCCCAUCGCCACCUGCAUCGCCACCACCGUCAACAACUCCUCCUCCUUCUACUUCACCACCACCAUCACCGCCGCCAUCACCACCAAUUGCUCCACCUCCCUCGCCACCAACAACACCCCCACCAUCGCCUCCUGCUGUUGCUUCCCCUCCCCCCAAAAGUCCACCCCCUCCACCACCGGUGGUUGUUUCUGCUCCUCCUCCGCAGGCCAGCCCAUCACCUCCAGCCGCUGCACCUCCAACCCCUACACCUCCUCAGACUAUUGCACCAUCUCCGCCUCCUCCAGCUAAAAACCCAUCACCACCUUCCUCCAAUUCUCCACCUCCACCUGUGUCAAACCCACCUAAAAGUGCUCCUUCACCUCCUGCAGUUUCAACUCCACCACCUGCAUCUGGAUCUGCUCCUCCACCGGUUACAAGAUCACCCCCUCCAUCCACAUUGUCGCCACCAGCUCCUUCAGUUCCCUCAUCCUCUUCUCCGCCUGCAGUUUCACCUCCUGCUCCUCCGAGUAAUUCAUCUACAACUGGAACUCCUAGUACUUCACCUUUACCAGCCAUACCAACGGAGAAACCAACAGCAGAAUCAACUAAUCGUACUGGUGCUGCAGCGAAUACUUCAUCCAGCAAUGCAGGGGCUUUAGGCCCUGCAGGUGCUGUAGCAAUAGGCAUCACAGUGGGGCUUUUGUUACUAAGUCUUCUUGUCAUGGCUGUGUGGUUUUCACGGAAACAGAAGAGAAAGAGAGCUGGAUCACACAUUGGUUACAAUAUGCCUUCUCCUUUUGCAUCCUCACAGAAUUCAGAUGCAGCGUUUCUGAGGCCAUAUUCUCCAACUCCCCUUGGAGGAAUUGGUUCCCAAAGUGGUUUCAUAUAUUCACCACCAGAGUCGAGUGGAGUAAACAAUUCAAAGUCUGGGUUCACUUAUGAAGAAUUAGCUCAGGCCACAAAUGGGUUUGCAGCACAUAAUGUUUUGGGUGAAGGUGGAUUUGGUUGUGUAUACAAAGGUGUCCUGACUGAUGGAAGAGAAGUAGCUGUGAAACAGUUGAAGAUAGGUGGUGGUCAGGGAGAGCGUGAAUUCAAAGCAGAAGUUGAGAUCAUUAGCCGAGUACAUCAUCGUCAUUUGGUUUCACUAGUGGGUUACUGUAUAUCUGAGCAUCAAAGGUUGCUUGUCUAUGAGUAUGUCCCGAACAACACUCUUUACUACCAUCUCCAUGCUGAAGGCAGACCAGUGAUGGAUUGGGCAACCAGAGUCAAGGUUGCUGCCGGUUCAGCUCGUGGGAUAGCUUAUCUACAUGAAGACUGUCAUCCUCGCAUUAUUCACAGAGAUAUUAAGUCCUCAAAUAUUCUUCUCAAUAACAAUUUUGAAGCUAAGGUCGCAGAUUUUGGGCUUGCAAAGAUAGCAUUGGAACUGGAUUCAAAUACACAUGUAUCUACACGUGUAAUGGGAACCUUUGGAUACAUGGCUCCUGAAUAUGCAACAACUGGAAAGCUGACUGAAAAGUCUGAUGUUUAUUCAUUUGGGGUUAUGCUUUUGGAGCUAAUUACAGGCCGCAAGCCUGUUGAUGCCUCUCAGCCAUUAGGUGAUGAGAGCCUGGUUGAAUGGGCUCGACCAUUGCUUGCUAAAGCACUUGAACAUGAGAAUUUCGAAGAAUUGGUGGAUCUGAGGCUGGAAAAGAACUAUGUUGCUAGUGAAAUGUUUCGGAUGAUUGAGGCAGCUGCUGCUUGUGUUCGUCAUUCAGCUGGAAAAAGACCAAAAAUGAGUCAGGUUGUGAGGGCUUUAGACUCAUUAGACGAGUCAUCAGAUCUCAGUAAUGGAAUGAAACCCGGCCAAAGUGAAAUUUAUAAUUCAGCACAACAUUCUGCACAAAUCAGAAUGUUUCAAAGGUUGGCAUUUGGUAGUCAAGACUACAGUUCAGACUUUUACAACCAAUUACAGAGUAGCUGGAGAAGUCGAGAAUCUCGAGACUACGGGAGCCAGAGUACCUUUAUACCUUAAAUGCAUCGAGAAUAUGUGGCAACAGAAACAACUUUAAUGCUUCCCUUUGACUCCCCGUUACAAAUUCCCAACACAUGAUUGGAAAUCAGAAACACCUUGUUCCAGGAAUAGGGUUCUGAUAUUCCUCAAUUUUAGAAUGAGAUUUGAGCCCCAGGUAGACUGAGAUCUUGACACUAGGGCCUCCUGCUCGUUUCUUGUACAAUCUCAUUUAUGCAUUUUUCUUCUAAUUUUUGUUCUGACCUAAUACGAUCGAGUUGCAGGAAUGUGCCUGAUUUUGUAUUCUUUGUUAUAGUGCAGUUUCCAUUCAUAUCUGUAUUUGUUAAUACGGUUAUUAGUAUAAUAUAUAUGUUUUUAUUCUUUUAAA